AGCGAAGAUAAAGCAAGGCUGACGGCUGGCGAUUUCCACCUGAGCCCCUGAGACGAGACGUCAGUGCAGUGAAAAGAGUCGAUAGCGAUUUCGCGAAGGUAGAAUUCCGACCAUGAUCACCGUGAUUGCAUAACGAUGAUUGCCAAGAACCUGAGCUGAGAUUACUAUGGCUUGACACAAGCAACUCAGUUGGCGAGAGUGACGAUCGAACGGCGAGUAGAUCUUGGAAAAUGGUUGCUCUCAAGAACGUAAUUCUCGUUGCAGCGAUGCUGACCGGCACCGUCGUGGUCUCACAAAAGGCGGACCCAGAAGAAUACAUAAAUGCCGAAGCCUCCUGCCCUCCAGCAGACCUCACGGCCGAACUCGUUCCUGGCGAUUCCGAUUCCCUUAACGUGACUUGGGAAAAGCCUGACCCCCCGGAGUGUAACGUCAUCGCGUACACCGUUAGUUGGCAACCCGUUUCCGGCCAGGGUUCGCUGCAGCAGAAGGACACGAACGCCACUCAGAUCACGAUCACCGAACUCGACCCUUUCCGAAACUACAAUGUCUGCGUGGAAGCGCACACGAACACUUCGAAGGCAGGGCCUGGCGAUUACGCAUGUGUUGUUGGGAUAACCGACAAACCGGAGUGCCCCGCGCAGAAGGACGCCGCCAACACCACAGUGUCUGAAGUGCCGAAUGAGCCCCGAGAGCUGUACGUCACGUGGGAGAACCCUGAGAUCGCCGCAUACUGUCCCGUCGAAUACAUCCAGCUGACCCACAGGAAGAAUGGAAGUACUAGCACACAGAAUGUAUCGCUUCUUGCUAAUGCCACGGACUGUACUAUUGAAAAUUUGGAGCCAUGCACCUUAUACCAAGUGUAUGUGAUUGCUGUGAUUAACGAGACAGGUUUACAUAAUGGAACGUGGAAUGAUGGGGUCACUGGAGCUGAAAUUCCCGCUCCUCCAGCGAGCGUAAGAGCUGACUGUGUAAACAGUUCCGAUUCCCUUAACGUGACUUGGGAAGAGCCAGACCCCAUGGAGUGUGACGUCAUCGCGUACACCGUCAGCUGGCUACCCGUUUCCGGCCAGGGUUCGCUGCAGCAGGAGGACACGAACGCCACUCAGAUCACGAUCACCGAACUGGACCCUUUCCGAAGCUACAAUGUCUGCGUGGCGGCGCUGACAGAGGCGGGCGCUGGCGAUUUCGCGUGUGAUGUAGGAACAACCGACGAGGCAGUGCCUGACGCGCCCACCAACCUCUCGGUGGACGCCACGACCCCGGAGUCCAUCCUGGUCAGCUGGGCGCCCCCGGAAGUGCAAAACGGCGUGAUCACAGACUACAAUAUCUCCUGGGCGUGCCCCAGCGGGAACCACGGGAGCGCCUCCACGGACGCAGUGGACACGGUCUACAACAUCACGGGCCUCUCGCCGUGCUCUUUGUGCGACGUGGCCGUGCGCGCCGCCACGUCCAAGGGCUUCGGCAGCGCGAGCCCGGAGCUCGAGGCGGCGUCCAGCGAGGCGCCGCCGCCACAACCUCCAGAAAUGUCUUGUUCGAGUGUGCCGCCCAGUGCAGACAGCAUUGUUGUCACCUGGACCCCACCAGAAACAUUCUGCAAUGUGACCACGUACAACGUCACGUACAUCGGAGACGUUCUGUGGUCGGACCAGAAAGAAGUCAAUUCACUGGAGACUUCCAACAAAUUCGCCAGCUUGAACAGCUUGACCUCUUGGACUCGCUACAACGUGUGCGUCGCGGGCGUCGUCUCGGACGGCUUUGUGGGCGGACGGUCCUGCUGCGACGCCAUCACCCAAGAGGCAGCGUCCGGCCCCCCCGCCUCGCUCAACGUGUCGGCCACGAGCAGCAGCAGCAUCAGCGUCUUCUGGGAGGAACCGCUGGCGCCGAACGGGAAGAUCGACGGCUACGAGCUGACUGUCGGCGGCGACGCAGUGCAAGUGCAGAAUGUGACGGAGCACACCAUCACCGGCCUCGCCAAGAACUCGAACUAUAAUAUAAGCUUAAAGGCCCACAACGGGGCGGGUUACGGCGCGGCGGCGACAGUGACGGCGAAGACGCAGAAGGCGGCCAACGUGUCUGGCAUCGUGGCAGGCGUGGUGUGCGGGCUACUGCUGGUGGCCGCAGGCGUGGCUGCCUUCCUCUACAGGGACGCUCUGAGGAACUUGGUGGCCCAAAAGACCUCGAAAAGGGAGGAAGUGCAAGAACACCCCCUGUCCUCGACGACCACUGCAGUUAAGAAGAAUUCCCUGUGGAGUUACAUUGACGCCCUGCAGGAGGACACGCAGCGGGGCCUGGAGGAGGAAUACGCUAGCCUGAAACAGCAGAGUCCGCGGCACCGGAGCUACGAGGCCGAGUUGGACGUCAACAAAUCAAAGAAUCGCUUCAGCAACGUCCUGGCGUUCGACCAUUCUCGGGUGAGGAUUUCAAGGAAGGAAGGCGUGGCGCACACGGACUACAUCAACGCCAACUACAUCAAGGACCACGCCGAGCGGCCGAGCUUCGUGGCGGCUCAGGGCCCGAAAGACGAAACCCUCGGCGACUUCUGGCGGAUGGUGUGGGAGCAGAAGGUGACCGCCGUCGUCAUGCUCACCAACCUGAUGGAGAAGGGCAAGGUGAUGUGCACCAAGUACUGGCCGGCCGCAGGAGCCCGGCCUCUCGAGUGUGACAUUUUCCAGAUCCGAAACCUGACUGAAGUCAAGGAUUCCCUGUAUGUUUCUAGAAUCCUCGAAGUCACUGCAGGUCAGCAGAAGCGCAUCGUGAAGCACUACCACUUCCUUGCCUGGCCGGACUUCGGGACUCCGGAGCGCGAGGAGGAUCUGCUCGGGUUCAUCGCGGCCGUGAGGCGCUCCUCCGCCUCGGCCGCCCACCCCGUCGUCGUCCACUGCAGGGCUGGCGUGGGGAGGACAGGGACCUUCAUUGGACUCUGGAACCUGAUGGACGCCGUGGACGCCGGCCCCGACUCCUCGGGCAUCGAUGUCUAUCAGACGGUGCUCAACAUGAGGAAGAAUCGGCCUAUAAUGGUCCAGACCAUUGAUCAAUACCUAUACCUGUACAAAUGCAUUGCUACCUACAUCGAUUCCCCAGAGAAGUGGUCCAACCAGGGUUCAGAUCACGCUUACGAGAACGAAGGCUUCGAAGAUAGGAUGUAAUGCCAAGCUUAUCCCAUGGCGGUGGCCAAAGGCUUCUUCGCUUCACUUCAUUGGGACAGAGCCUACAGCCCCCCCCCCCCUCUCUCUCUCUCUCUCUCUCUCUCUCUCUCUCUCUCUCUCU
This is a messenger RNA of Penaeus monodon (black tiger shrimp), 3267 nucleotides long. RefSeq names its product receptor-type tyrosine-protein phosphatase H-like. Bases 231 to 3146 code for a protein of 971 amino acids. Gene Ontology annotation, molecular function: protein tyrosine phosphatase activity; protein binding. Gene Ontology annotation, biological process: protein dephosphorylation. The transcript has 18 exons. The record is from RefSeq and is a predicted model, not a curated record. NCBI's taxonomy places the organism in Eukaryota, Metazoa, Arthropoda, Malacostraca, Decapoda, Penaeidae.